AUGGCCUGUCCCUGGCACUUUCUGUUCAAGACCAAAUCCUAUAAGUUUGAUUUGACUGAGGAAAUGGAUAUCAACAACAAUGUGGACAAAGCCCCUGUUUCCUUCUGCAGUCCAGUGACACAGGACGACUCCAAAUGUCACAGCCUCGGCAAGCACCGGAAUGAGUCUCCCCAGCCCCUCCCGGGGACAGCAAAGCAGUCUCCAGAAUCCCUGGUCAAGCCGGCUGCACCCCCAUCGGCUGGCCCACGGCAUGUGAGGAUCAAAAACUGGGGCAACGGGAUGACUUUCCAAGAUACACUUUACCGCAAGGCCAAAGGGGAUCUCGCUUGCAAGUCCAGGUCUUGCCUGGGAGCCAUCAUGAGCCCCAAAAGUUUGACCAUAGGACCCAGGGACAAGCCUACCCUCCCAGACGAGCUUCUACCUCAAGCUAUUGAAUUUGUCAACCAGUAUUACGGCUCCUUCAAAGAGGCAAAAAUAGAGGAACAUCUGGCCAGGGUGGAAGCGGUAACAAAGGAGAUAGAAACAACAGGAACCUACCAGCUGACGGGAGAUGAGCUCAUCUUCGCCACCAAGCAGGCCUGGCGCAACGCCCCACGCUGCAUCGGGAGGAUCCAGUGGUCCAACCUGCAGGUCUUCGACGCGCGGAACUGUUCCACGGCCCAGGAGAUGUUCGAGCACAUCUGCAGACACAUGCGUUAUGCCACCAACAAUGGCAACAUCAGGUCGGCCAUCACCGUGUUCCCCCAGCGGAGCGACGGGAAACAUGACUUCCGGGUCUGGAACGCCCAGCUCAUCCGGUACGCCGGCUACCAGAUGCCUGAUGGCACCAUCAGAGGGGACCCUGCCAGCGUGGAGCUCACCCAGCUGUGCAUCGACCUGGGCUGGAAGCCCAAGUACGGCCGCUUCGAUGUGGUGCCUCUGGUCCUGCAGGCUGAUGGCCAUGACCCUGAGCUCUUUGAAAUCCCUCCCGACCUUGUGUUUGAGGUGCCCAUUGAACACCCCAAGUAUGAGUGGUUCCGGGAGCUGGAGCUGAAGUGGUAUGCCCUGCCGGCCGUAGCCAACAUGCUGCUCGAGGUGGGUGGCCUUGAGUUCCCAGGGUGCCCCUUCAACGGCUGGUAUAUGGGCACGGAGAUCGGAGUCCGGGACUUCUGUGACGUCCAGCGCUACAACAUCCUGGAGGAAGUGGGCAGGAGGAUGGGCCUGGAAACACACAAGGUGGCCUCACUCUGGAAAGACCGGGCUGUCAUUGAGAUCAAUGUCGCUGUGCUCCACAGUUUCCAGAAGCAUAAUGUGACCAUCAUGGACCACCACUCGGCUGCAGAGUCCUUCAUGAAGUACAUGCAGUAUGAGUACCGGUCCCGAGGGGGCUGCCCAGCUGACUGGAUUUGGCUGGUACCCCCAAUUUCUGGAAGCAUCACCCCCGUGUUCCACCAGGAGAUGUUAAAUUAUGUCCUGUCCCCCUACUACUACUACCAGGUGGAGGCCUGGAAAACCCACGUCUGGCAGGAUGAGAGGCGGAGACCCCGGAGAAGAGAGAUUCGAUUCAAAGUCUUGGUCAAAGCCGUGCUCUUUGCCUCAGUGCUGAUGCGUGAGACAAUGGCUUCCCGGGUCAGAGCCACGAUCCUCUUUGCAACAGAGACAGGAAGAUCAGAAACACUGGCCCGGGACCUAGGGGCCUUGUUCAGCUGUGCCUUCAACCCUAAGGUUCUCUGCAUGGACGAAUACCGGCUGAGCCAUCUGGAGGAGGAACAGCUGCUGCUGGUGGUGACCAGCACGUUUGGGAAUGGAGAUUCCCCCGGCAACGGAGAGAAACUGAAGAAGUCCCUCUUCAGGCUGAAAGAACUCACCAACAAGUUCAGGUAUGCCGUGUUUGGCCUCGGCUCCAGCAUGUACCCUCAGUUCUGCGCCUUUGCUCAUGACAUCGACCAGAAGUUGUCCCAGCUGGGGGCUUCUCAGCUCGCCCCAGCAGGAGAAGGGGACGAGCUCAGCGGGCAGGAGGAGGCCUUCCGCGGCUGGGCCGUGCAAACCUUCAAGGCAGCCUGUGACACGUUCGAUAUCCGAGGCAAACACCACAUUCAGAUCCCCAAGCUCUACACUGCCAAUGUGACCUGGGACCUGCACCACUACCGGCUCGUGCAGGACUCAGAGCCUUUGGACCUCAACAAAGCCCUCAGCAGUAUGCACGCCAAGCAUGUGUUCACCAUGAGGCUGAAAUCGCGGCAGAAUCUACAGAGUCCAAAAUCCAGCCGUACCACCCUCCUGGUGGAACUCUCCUGUGAGGGCAGCCAAGUUCCAAGCUACCUGCCGGGAGAGCACCUCGGAGUUUUCCCAGGCAACCAGCCAGCCCUGGUCCAAGGCAUCCUGGAGCGGGUGGUGGAUGGCCCUGCCCCCGACCAACCCAUGCGCCUGGAGACCCUCUGCGAGAACGGCAGCUACUGGGUCAGGGACAAGCGACUGCCCACCUGCUCACUCAGCCAGGCUCUCACCUAUUUCCUGGACAUCACCACCCCGCCAACCCAGCUGCUGCUCCGAAAGCUGGCCCAGCUGGCCACGGACGAGGCUGAGAGGCAGAGGCUGGAGACCCUGUGCCAGCCAUCUGAUUACAACAAGUGGAAGUUCACCAACAGCCCCACCUUCCUGGAGGUGCUGGAGGAAUUCCCGUCCCUGCGGGUGUCCGCCAGCUUCCUGUUCUCCCAGCUGCCUGUCCUGAAGCCCCGGUACUACUCCAUCAGCUCCUCCAGGGACCACACACCCACGGAGAUCCACCUCACCGUGGCCGUGCUCACGUACCGCACCCAAGACGGCCAGGGCCCCCUGCACCACGGCGUCUGCAGCACAUGGCUCAACAACCUGAAGCCCCAAGACCCGGUGCCCUGCUUUGUGCGAAGUGCCAGCGGCUUCCACCUCCCCGAGGACCCCUCCCACCCUUGCAUCCUCAUCGGGCCUGGCACGGGCAUCGCCCCCUUCCGCAGUUUCUGGCAGCAGCGGCUCCAUGAUGCCGAGCACAAAGGUCUCCAGAGUGGCCACAUGACCCUGGUGUUUGGGUGCCGCCGCCCAGAUGAGGACCACCUCUACCGGGAAGAGAUGUUGGAGAUGACCCGGAAGGGGGUGCUGCAUGAGGUGCACACAGCCUAUUCUCGCCUGCCUGACCAGCCCAAGGUCUACGUUCAAGACAUCCUACGGCAACAGCUGGCGGACAAGGUGCUCCACGUGCUCCACGAGGAUCAGGGCCACCUCUACGUCUGCGGGGACGUGCGCAUGGCCCGGGAUGUGGCCCGCACCCUGAAGCAGCUGGUGGCCACCGCGCUGAGCCUAACUGAGGAGCAGGUGGAGGACUAUUUCUUCCAGCUUAAGAGCCAGAAGCGCUAUCAUGAAGAUAUCUUUGGUGCUGUAUUUCCCUAUGAGGUGAAAAAGGAUGGGGCAGCGGGGCUGCCCAGCAAUACCAGAGCUCCAAGCACCCACAGGAGAAGUUAA
This is a messenger RNA of Mesoplodon densirostris (Blainville's beaked whale), 3474 nucleotides long. It is a transcript of the gene NOS2, whose product is annotated as nitric oxide synthase 2. Lineage: Eukaryota; Metazoa; Chordata; Mammalia; Artiodactyla; Ziphiidae. The record is from RefSeq and is a predicted model, not a curated record. Gene Ontology annotation, molecular function: calmodulin binding; nitric-oxide synthase activity; flavin adenine dinucleotide binding. The transcript has 26 exons. The coding region runs from base 1 to 3474 and encodes 1157 amino acids. Gene Ontology annotation, biological process: nitric oxide biosynthetic process.